This is a messenger RNA of Australozyma saopauloensis, 1365 nucleotides long. RefSeq names its product gamma-tubulin (gene TUB4). Lineage: Eukaryota; Fungi; Ascomycota; Pichiomycetes; Serinales; Metschnikowiaceae. Gene Ontology annotation, biological process: mitotic cell cycle; meiotic spindle organization; cytoplasmic microtubule organization. The transcript has a single exon. The record is from RefSeq and is a predicted model, not a curated record. Bases 1 to 1365 code for a protein of 454 amino acids. Gene Ontology annotation, molecular function: GTP binding; structural constituent of cytoskeleton. Gene Ontology annotation, cellular component: microtubule; spindle pole body; cytoplasm.
AUGGCCUCAGAACACAGAAUCAGCUCCGAUGGUAUCGCUGAACCGAUCGAAAACGAAGACUUGGCUUACAUAAGCACAAGCGAACAGUUUCCCUCCGACACGAGUCUCAAACAACUGCGAAGAGACCAAACAGAUGUGUUCUUUUCCCGUAGUGAGGAGAAUAGAUACACUCCUAGAUCGAUUUUGAUAGACUUAGAACCCUCGGUAAUAGGAAAGGCAAUGUCGGCAAUGCCCAUGUUUAAUUCACGUAAUGUUCAUUUGAGCGAGAACGGCGCUGGAGCAGCCAAUAACUGGCAACGGGGCCAUGCCUACGCAUCCCAGCAUGAAGAAGAAUUGAUGAACUUGAUUGAUCGGGAGCUAGACAAAUGUGAUAAUCUCUCCACAUUUCAAUUAUUUCAUAGCGUAGCAGGAGGAACGGGGUCUGGUGUGGGAAGCUACUUGCUAGAGCUUCUAGACGAUAGAUACGGGAGUAAGAAACUUAUCACCACAUAUUCGAUCUUUCCAUCCAAUGAGAAGACAUCGGACGUUGUUGUACAGCCAUAUAAUACCGUGUUGACGCUUCGAAGGCUCAUUGAUCACAGCAACGCUACCUUUGUGUUUGACAACGACUCCUUGAAUCGCUUAGAGAGCACUCUUUUGAACAGUUCGUCUUCAUUUGCGCAUGGGGCGUUCACGGGAGAAAAUAAGCUUAUAUCAUACAUCGCUUGUGGAGUGUCAAAUCCGCUCCGCUUCCCCAGCUACACCUAUAGCUCGUACGAGUCUAUCUUGGCUACACUUGUGCCAACGCCCGAUUUGAAAUUUCUUUCCUCUGCCAUUGCACCAUACUCGAAUAUUCCAGGUUGCGCACCCAAGGGCAACUAUGUCAGUCUUAAUGAAAACGAUAUUGUGCUUGAGCUUCUCAAUGAAAAAUAUAAGAUGAAUCAAGUUCACGAGUUACCUAAAUACAUCACAAUGCUUGACUACAUAAUUGGAGACAGAAUUAGUCAAUCAGAGCUCCGAAAGGGUUUAAUUCGAGCACAACAGAGGACCACAUUUGUGCCGUGGACUUCCUCAGUGAUCAAUGUGGUUAAUGGCAAGAGACCAUAUGGCGAGCCUAAACGAGGAUUGAGCGGCUUUCAAAUUUCAAAUAAUACGUCCAUCCAGCACAUGUUUCACAAAAUCGUUCGCCAGUACGAGCUUUUGGCCAAGCGUGCCGCAUACAUCAAUUUCUACACCGAAACAAAUGACCCAGCGGAGAGAGCUCAGGUGCUAGAUACUUUCAACGAUUGCAAAGAGCUGAUAUUGUCAGUGAUUGACGAGUACAGAUCAUGCACGUCCCUCAGCUAUCUUGAUGACGAACAACUAGAUGACCAGAUGAUUAUGUAG